AUGAUCCAAGAAUACGCAGGGAUUGCCCUGGAAAGUUUGGACGAUGAGAUUGUUGGCCUCGACGAGCAAGAAAGGUGGUUCUGGAAGCUGAAAAACAUUUAUUAAACUUCGGAAACCACUUUUUAUAAUCAGUUUUCCUUAGAAAAAGAAAGUUAACUACGGAAGACGCUUGAAAAUUGCUAUAGGGAAUGGGGAAUUUGCGUGUUUUUCCUCAUUUUUUUCUUUUUUUCUAUAAGCAAUGUUCCAAGAAAAAGAAGAUAACUUGAUUUCGACCGAUUUUUUUAAAAAAAUUUAAUUGAACCAUUUUAUAGAAUUUCCAUUAUAAUUGAAAUUUUUUUAAAAAUAUAAUUGAAUUUGCUUUUUGAGACAUUUCAUUAUUGAUAUAUAAAACGUGCACAAGAAAUUUACAAAGUUUGUUUUUUUGUUCCAAUAUCACAUGUUCCUUAUCAAGAAAGGAUUUGAAUUCUUCAAAAAAAUAAUGUUUUUUUGAAUGAAACGAAUUUUCUGUACAUUUUGAUGCGUUUCGUUGAAGUUUUUUUAGUCUUCUAAAUUUCUGACUCAUUGCUUUUUAUUAUCAUUAUUAUUUGUUGUUUUUUUGAUUUUUCAUAUUUUCCUGAUAUCCGAUUUCACACAUUUUUAAAUAUCAGUUCCAUAUGUUGCUUAAAUGUUCCCUCGAGAAGUGGUUAUCCCAAACAUUUUCCCCAGCAAGUUGCAAAUUUUGUAGCUAAGGCUUUGCUUCUUGAAACAUUUUUCAGACUACUUAUGAAAAAAGUUAGGGAAGUCAAUUCAAAUAGUUCAAUUUCCCCGUUUUCUAGGUUAAUCAACGACCUUGUUGCUGAAUUUAUCAGUUCGGAGAAAGGACAGUGUUGCAUUUUGGAAGGAAAACCGGGGUGUGGACGUCAGAGUCUUCUGGACAAGAUUCUGAAGGCCUACGAUAUCGAGUUGAGGAUCAUCAACGUCGGUUGGUUCGGCUGAACCUGGACCUUUCUGAGAAAGAGAAAUUGCAGGGCAACUGGCCGUCGACGGAUCGAUCCAGGAGACGUUGGCCAAGGAAGAAGACGUGGGUCUUGCAGAUUAAAACAAUGAUUUAUUGAAGGAUCAGUCUAAAAAAGAUUAUUUCUUCACGACAAUUCAGAACCCUAACGUGUUAAUUCUGCCUUUUUCGCGGCGAAAUUGCUGUUUUUCUCUGCACCCUCCUCUUCUCUCGGCGUAUCUCUCAAUCUUACGUGCUAUUCCCAUGUUUCUCUGACCUCGCUAGUGAGAGAACAGAGAGACGCAGACACACAAAAACUGUCAAGACUGAAUUGAAUCUAAAAAUGACGUAAUACGAGUUUGAACCAAUUUUCUUAAAAUUCUAGAUGUAGCUUAUUCCGCGUCAGCUUCAAAGUUUUUUUGCCAAAAUACCGUAUAACUUCAGUUUGAAGGUCUUGAAGCGAAGCACGCAAAAAAGCUUGGGUUACUGUGUUUUACCUACUUUAAUGGCAGUUUCGCGCGCAUUAUAAGAAGUAUAAUCCUUUUCCUCUGCACCCUCCUCAUCUCUCGCCGACACUCUCAUGUUUACGUGCUAUUUGCAAAAUUCUCUGACUUCGCCGGUGAGGGAACAGAGAGACGCAGACACUCGAAAAUAAUCAAGUCGCGCUGGACUUACUUUUUUUGAAGAAAAAUUCUCAAAUUGAAGGGAUGACCGAAAAAAUCUUAUUGCUGACAAAAAAGGGAGUUUUCAGGGCGGAAGUUGGGUAUUCCUUCUGAGAGACGCUGGCGCCUUGAUCACGAGCCAUCAGAAAGAGUUCCUCUACACUUUGUUAGAAGAAAACGACUCGUCUUCCAUGGCUCAUCUUCUUGUCCGUCACGCCUCAAGUCGCAACGAAAUUCUGGAUUUUUCUAUUCAUAGCAUUUUUAGGACUUCCUGGAGCACAUGGAAAAGUGUGGAUCGUCCAGGAUGCCUAGGAUUCGCAUCGUUUUCGAGAACGACUUUGAUUUCGAAGAGUACCGCCAGGCGUUCAAAAGUCUCAUGGCCCCGAGGGAGACCGAGGCUGGUGAGAAGUUGAUUUUUUUGGGUUUGAAAAAAAGCGCGAAAUUUGAAUUUUUGAUAAGAUUAUUGUCAUUUUAUCCAGAAAUAUAUAACUUUUUCUGGUCCUCCACACCACAGAUCUUUCUGUGAGCGAACAGUACAAAUUUCUUUAAAAUUCACGUGAAAAAUGUCACUUUUUCUCAACUUUGAAUAGAAAUUGAUUGCAUUAUCCAUGGAGCGCAAAAGCCCUGUUCAUUUUUUCAUCGCGAUUUUUUUUUCUAUCUAUGAAAGUUCCAUGAAUCUGUCAUUUGUUUUCAUAAACUUCCUUUUGCUGUUUUGAAAAAACCCCGGUCGCAGGUAGAAUGGCUUACCGUGUGUCUGUGAAGCGUUCGACCGACCAAAAACGGCUUGCGCGCAAGUUUAUAAGGAAGCAUUUGAAAGAUGAUGAAUGAAUAGUUGACCUUAUCAUGCGCACUCCGCUUGCGGCGUCUAGAACCAUUCCCAAUGCUGCCAAGAUUUUUAAAAACUAAAAAGGAAGCAUAAAGCUAAAAAUCACUUUUCAGCAUCGUCUCCAGAAUAUCAAGAGUUUCUGGAGUCUUUACGGCCGGAAAAGUGGCUGAGGUCUUUGCACGAGGUACAGUAUUCUGUUCAUCUCUUCCUACAUUUCAUUUUUGUUUUUUUUAGACCUACGAUCUUUGUGUUUUAAAGCAGGUUGUGGCGAUUAUUCUGCAGAGGAUUGUCGAUUGCGAGGUUCAAAUUUUGGUCUCAAAUUUGAAACUAUUGGAAGUUUUCAGCCGGAAGAUUUCUGCAAGGAGGAAGUCGAGUCGGCGAUUCGCGACGCUGUUGAAUUCGCCAGUCCAGAUUAUGAGCCGAAACUGAAGUUGUUGGAAGGUUUUGAGGAGUUUUGAAACCUGAAACUCAAAAAAUUAGUAAUAAUAACGUCAGGAUUCAAGAUAAAGUUGAAGAACUUGAAUAUGUUUUUUUUGAAAAAUAACUAAUCAGUAGUUACCUGUUUCAAGAAAUUUACAUUUAUCAAAUUUAUUUUAAAUCAUUGCUACCAUGAACUCACUGGUAAUGCAUUUUUUGUGAUAUUUCCAGACUUGUCCCUCCGACAACAGUGCGUUUUUCUGUGCGCUCACCGACUUUUGCGGAAUCGGCCUGCGGAAAGCGCGACUACCGUAGCCCAAAUCACUUAUCGAUAUAUUUUCUUGGGUUCGCUUCGACCAUUUUAUUUUUUUUGAAGGGGAAAAGUAAAAAAUUUUGAAACGUCAAAUAUUUAAUUGAAAGUGAUUAUUCGGGUAUCCCAUGAGAAAUCUAAAAGCAUGAAAUCCAAAAAUAAAACAAAAAAAAAUUGGAAUAUUCAAGUUUUGCAAUGAAAUUGAACAUUUUGAGUUUCAGAAUACAAAAAGCUGGUGAACACCUUCUACCGGGCGCUGGCCGUCAGCAGCGAUUCCUGGAUUUUCCGGGAAAUUGAUCAUCUCGUCGAAAUUGGACUUCUCAGGGCCGAUCGCUUCUCCAACGUCACUAAUAUGUCUUUCAGGUGAAAAUGAAUAAAUUCAGAUUUUAAGUUUCUUUGGAUUUUUCCAAAAUGUUUCGAACUUAGAUCAUAUGUGAGAUCAUUUACGUCAUUUACGAUCCCAUUUACGCAGCGAAAAAUUCUUUGCCGUGUAUAUUUAUCGAGUAAAUAAAAAAUGACUAAAUGAAACGAAAAAAAUUGCUACGGCCAUAAACGAGUUUACAAGUUGAAAUUUUUCAAUUCCUACUCUUUUUCAUAACUUUUAAGCCACGAUAUUGGUAAAUCCGUGAAAAGUUUUCAAAAUUCUUUCAAAAUCAAAUUUACGGUAGUUCAAUCUUUUUUUCAAACGUUCAUUGAAAAAAUCACUUUUCCUUCUUCCAGAAAAGUGAACUUGGGCGUCGAUCCGCUGCGAAUCGAGAAAUUCGCCCAAACUCUGAAGCUUCCGACAGCAAUCGCUGAUUUCUUCACUUCCACCAGAACUUAA
Molecule: messenger RNA, 4011 nt
Organism: Caenorhabditis auriculariae
Lineage: Eukaryota; Metazoa; Nematoda; Chromadorea; Rhabditida; Rhabditidae
Source: the annotation of a GenBank genome assembly